GUGCCUAAAAAAUAAUAUAUACUCCAAUUAUUUUUUGCGACCAUCUCCAAUUUAAAAAUCUCCGUCGAUAUCUGAUUAAAAGGUACAGAUUAGAAUCUCUCUCUCUCUCUGUUUUCUCUCUCUGUUUCGACGGUGGAGGGGUUCGUUUUAGGGCGAAACAAUCUGAGAGCUUUGCAAAUAUGGCGCCGCCAGCGUUUGCAGCAGGAGAUGGUGGUGGAGGAGCAGUGGCAAGGCCGCAGCAACAGCAAGGUUUUGGGCAGACGAUAACAGGAGUCAUAAGAAUAGCGGUUUUCUGGUACUUCGCUUCCAAAUUCUUUUCUCCCAAGAAGCCCAUCGAGCCUGCUCUUCAGAUCUCUAACAUCUUCCAGAAGGGCGAAUCGCUGGAUAUGUGGUUUUAUCUUUCUGAACAUGAAAAGUUCAACGACUUUGGUAGUGAAGGUGCACUUGUUUGGCAUGAGACAAAUAUACCUUAUGCUGUCUGGGGACCAGAGAGUACAAGAUCUUUGUCUUUCAUGUAUUAUCCAUCUGAGGCUUUGAAGCACAAUGGCAGUCUUUAUGCUCACGUUUUCUUUGCUCAGUCUGGUUACCCACCGGACCCCAAUGAUCCAGAGUACCAGCCAUUGGCUGCUUUCGGCAGGACGCACCCUGUUGUUACAUACCUGCCCAAGUCAAAGACAGAUAAACGGAAGAGCUUGUUGGGAAGUUCCAAAGACUCUAGUGAGGAUGCAGCGGUGCCUGAGGUGGUGGACGAAACUCGAGAUGAUUCUGAAGAUGAUGGCCCUGUGGAAUGGGUGUCAUAUUGGAAACCAAACAUUACAGUCAAUUUGGUUGAGGAUUUUACAAGGUAUCCAAAAAAUGCCGUUCCACCAAAUAUAGAUCCUUACUUGAAUAUUGAACCUAAAACAGGGAACUACUAUCCAACCAUUUUUUUCAAUGAGUUUUGGUUACUUAGAAAUAAGUUAAUACCAAUAAAUGAUUCAGUAACUGAGUUGACGCUGAAUCUCGAAGUGGGUCCAAUAAGCAUGACCAAGUGGCAGCUGUUCCUGCAGAUUGAUCAAUCCUUCCAGAUUCACCGUAGUUAUGGGAGUAUGCUUGAAGGCGAGGCUGAUGAACUUAAGAGAGUAUUCUUGGAAGGGAAUCCAUACCUUUUGGUGAUUACAAUGAUUGUCUCAGUAUUUCAUUCCAUAUUCGACUUCUUGGCAUUUAAGAAUGAUAUUCAAUUUUGGAACAAAAACAAAUCCAUGGAAGGACUAUCUGCAAAGUCAGUUAUUGUGAGCUUCUCAUGUCAGCUUAUUGUCUUCCUCUACCUACUUGACAACGAUACUUCGUGGAUGAUACUUGCAAGUUCUGGAGUUGGUUGCUGCAUUGAGUUCUGGAAAAUUGGGAAAGCCAUGCACAUUGAGAUUGAUAGGUCUGGGAGGAUACCUAUGUUGAGGUUCCGAGAUCGUGAAUCAUAUGCCGGGAACAAGACAAAGGAGUAUGAUGAUCUUGCAAUGAAGUAUUUAUCCUAUGUUCUCUUCUUGCUAGUUGGCUGCUCUUCCGUUUACUCUCUCAUGUACGAACGCCACAAGAGCUGGUACUCUUGGAUUCUCUCUUCACUUACAAGCUGUGUUUACAUGUUUGGUUUUAUUAUGAUGUGCCCUCAACUGUUCAUCAACUAUAAGCUGAAGUCUGUGGCCCAUAUGCCCUGGAGGCAGAUGACAUACAAGUUUCUUAAUACCAUCAUUGACGAUCUAUUUGCAUUUGUCAUAAAAAUGCCUAUAUUGCAUCGGCUUUCUGUCUUCCGUGAUGAUCUUAUCUUUCUGAUAUAUCUGUACCAGAGGUGGGUAUAUCCAGUGGAUAAGAAACGGGUAAACGAGUUUGGUUUUGGUGGUGAAGAUGAAAACCAGGCUUCUGCUUCUGGUUCUACUUCUACAGAUGUAACAGCUGUUACAGAAGAAGAAAAGAAAACAAACUGAGAUGGGUUUGAUGUGAUUCAUUUCGGAUUACACAGCAGAAUCUGUAAAAUUCAGUUAGGAGAAAAUUAUCUCGGGCAUUUUUCUUGGUUUUUUUUUUUUUUUUUUUUUUUUUUUUUUUUUU
This is a messenger RNA of Camellia sinensis, 2079 nucleotides long. RefSeq lists its product as uncharacterized. NCBI's taxonomy places the organism in Eukaryota, Viridiplantae, Streptophyta, Magnoliopsida, Ericales, Theaceae. Gene Ontology annotation, cellular component: membrane; endomembrane system. The record is from RefSeq and is a predicted model, not a curated record.